Rhipicephalus sanguineus (brown dog tick) is the source of this 2476-nucleotide messenger RNA. It is a transcript of the gene Taf8, whose product is annotated as transcription initiation factor TFIID subunit 8. Gene Ontology annotation, molecular function: protein heterodimerization activity. The record is from RefSeq and is a predicted model, not a curated record. The transcript is spliced from 6 exons. Gene Ontology annotation, cellular component: transcription factor TFIID complex. The coding region runs from base 5 to 769 and encodes 254 amino acids. Lineage: Eukaryota; Metazoa; Arthropoda; Arachnida; Ixodida; Ixodidae. Gene Ontology annotation, biological process: transcription initiation at RNA polymerase II promoter.
GGCAAUGAUAAUGGUAAUGGCGUCGUCCACGGUCGACGCGGGUCCUGUGAACCCACGACGAAAAGCUCUCUUUGCGGCAGUGUGCUCGAUCUGCGUUGAAACCGGCUUUUCGAGCGCAGAGCGAGCAGCAGUUGAGUCUCUCGUGGAGAUGCUUCAAAGCUGUCUCAUCGAGAUUGCUCGAAGCAGCAGGGCUUUCUGCGAGCUCUCUGGAAGGACCGAGGUCUUGUCUGGAGAUGUGUUCGUGGCUCUCAUCGAAAUGGGCAUCAACGUGGAGUCGUUGUGGGGCUUUGUCAAGCGUCCCAACCGCAUCACACUGCCGACACCGGGCUUACAGGCACGAUCGUCGACACCAAAGAUCCUGCAGGCCGGAGACAAGAAGCCCCUGCCGCCGCACAUCCCCGAACACAUGGUGCCGUUUCCCGAUCCACAUGCCUACAUCCGGACACCAACUCACAAGCAGCCCGUGACAGAAUACGAAGCUAUCCGGGAGAAGCUGGCCAGCCAGAAGCGAGACGUGGAGCGCGCCCUGACCCGUUUUGUGGCCAAGACGGGCCCCACUCAGAGCCUCUUUGCCGACCAGUCAGCUCCAUUCCCUCUUAUAGCCUGCAAGCCUAUGGCCCAGCCGUACCUAGCUGCACUGCUUCCUAAGGACCAGGUGUUCGAGCAGCAGGAGGAGGAACAGUCCAAGAGCAGUCCCGAGCGGCCACCUGAACUGGUUGACAACCCUUACUUGCGCUCGGUCAAGAUGCCGCGGAAGCGCAAGCGGUGACAACUCGACGAGGCAGCAACAGCACGUGUAUGCUCAACUGAAAUCCUUCAAGAAGAGCAAGCUGGUUGCGAGGGAACUCUGCACAGAGCUGAGCAGGCUUACAAGAUUUGUCGACAGCCACAUGUUCACGUUGAAGAAACGGACAGCUUGUCAGUGUUGCCAGACAGUCAAUCGGAACCUUUACACAGCAUUGUUUUCGAUUUUACUGGUUAGUUGGAAGAUCUCGUGCUUUGCAGUGGAGUGUUGGUGACGUGUUUUGCUGUCUUGCGUAGCUGGUCGUCGCGCAUGGACGUCAGGCAAGAAGGACUGUGUGAAAUAGAAGUACAACAGUGAUAACUUUCCUGCGCAGUGUUAAUGCGGGACACGAAAUAAAUAUCCUGUGGCACGAUUCUUGGAGGACUUGAAACAGCAUGGCACCAAGAACAGACUAGCGCCAUUCCUCCUGUGCGUUUGUCGGUAUACGGUCAAUAAGUAAAACGCCGACAUCAUCAUGGUGGCAGUAAAGGUUGUGUGCGUUUUCAGAUGGGCAGUUUUAGCAGCGUUCUGAGUCACACACCAUUCUCAGAGAGAGACUGCAAGCUUUCAUUCUACCAUAUAACUAGUUCAGAGGUGACAUGAAACAAGUGACUGAUGUCCCAUUAUUGAACAGACUUUUAGUGUUUCAUUGCAAGAGACUUGUGUCAUGAAAACAUGUUGCACCCUUUCAGGUGUGAUUUUACUCCCUACCUGCAGUUACAGUAGGUGUCGUCCAAUACCCGACAUCUGAUGUGUUCCUGGCUCCCACAAUCGCUUUCCCCUAUAUGCACUCAGCAGCAUAAUGACCUCUACCAUCUGUACCCCACCUCCCCCCCCUUUUUAUUCUUAACUUGUGGGCAUUGUUGCAGAGGCAUGAAUUUGUCAAUACCAUCUAUACCCACUUGUGCUCCUCCUGUUUUCUUAGUACAGCGUGCCUAAUACAGGAUAACUACGUGCAUUCAUAGCAUUGCUGUCAGAUAGGUACUAUAACAUAUGCCUUAAAGAAAACACCCCCUUCCCUAAUGUUUAGGGCAAUGCCUUCCCUUCUGGAUUGGUAAGUGACUAGGAUGACCAUUAAAAUGUAUGUUUGUGUGAAUGGCAUUUGUGCAUCAUUCUUACAUUUUGGUGCAGAAAAGUGAACUAAUAAUUUUGGGGGGUUUUACGUCCCAGAACCACAAUAUAAUUAUGAGGGACGCUGUAGUGGAGGGCUCCGGAAAUUUCGAUGGCUGGGGUUCUUUAGCGUCCUCAUAAAUCUAAGUACACGGGCCUCAAGCAUGUUGCCUCCAUUGAAAUGCGGCCACUGCAGCCAGGAUUCAAUCCCGCGACCUGCGGGUCAGCAGAUGAGCACCAUAAACACUAGACCAUUGUGGCGGGUAAGUGAUCAACUUUUGUGGUGUUGAAUUGCACUAGAAGUGCAGCUAAAAUAAUUGAAUAUAAAUACAUUACACCUUCACUGAUUAAUUUGUUUUUUUAUUCAUUUUGUGCUCCUGCAACCACCAUUACCAGGAUUUUAGCAGGGCGGAAUACAAUGCAUAGAAAAUGUAGUGGCUGAUGGUGUUUCAUGUCUCAAAAUGUCACAGCAGCUAUGAGAAAUUGUAGUGUAGAGCUGAAUUGUAACUUCUGCUCCCCCUUUUUUUUAUGUUGGCUAGAGGAACUGCAUGUUGAAGCCAAUAUGGGAGACAUUUCAGUAAG